Molecule: messenger RNA, 3507 nt
Organism: Orbicella faveolata
Lineage: Eukaryota; Metazoa; Cnidaria; Anthozoa; Scleractinia; Merulinidae
Product: centrosomal protein of 72 kDa-like
Molecular function (GO): protein binding
Source: RefSeq, a predicted model, not a curated record
AUGUAUUGUGAGAUAUACUACUAUUUAAACACAGGUGCUUCUAAUAAGCAAGGUCUCAUAAGUGACUGCAUAUGCAGGUUUCAUUGUAUUUCAGCUGGAAACAUCACUUUUAGUCAGCAUCUCCCUGUGUAUAUAUAUUUAAGGGUUAGAGUUAGGGUUAGUGUCUUGAAUCAAAGCCUCUGUAGUGAUGCCGUCUUUCUCAACCUAUGUGUACAUGGUAUAAAUUUAGUUUUAGAAGAUGAUGAUGUAGCAGUCCUUGAUCUCAUAUCGCGGACUGGUGGAGACUUGACGCAAGGAAGAGGAGUUUCUGGCUCAGUAGCAAGAGAGCCUAAUGUAGAGAGCUAUACCAGGGAUGAACUCCACAAAAUGUUCCCAGUAACAACAGCAUCCUCAAGACACAAGUCAGAUACCAGGAAUCCUGUGGAAGCUCCUGAUGUCAGACCACACAAGGACAGAGCUUAUGUUCAUUUCGCUGAUGACAACAUCAGAACAAGUGACGACCCAAAUCUGAAAUAUGCAGAUGAAACAAGUGCUUAUACAACAAUCUCCACUCGAGGACACUUUACACCCAACCCCAGGACAACAAAUCAUAAUACAUCACCUAGACAACUACACAACUCAUUGACACCCAGUGAUAAUAUUUGGUCACGUGACCAUAGACACAUGCAAGAAGAGCCUAGCUCUGAGAUAUCUGUCAGGUGUGACACUCGUGGGAUGCAAGAAAGAGUACAGGACUCACAUGUGCCAUUAUCUGCAAGGUCAUAUGAACUGUCACCUUCUAGAAAAAGACAGUCUUCUCCAAAGCAAUCACAAAGACCUCUUGCCGACAAGAUAGGUAGAGGAGAUGAAAUUCACACCACAAGGGAAACUCCAACACAUGAUCCCUAUGCUAACCCUACUAAAGUAGUAACUGCUGAUGGCUUAGACCAAGGCUCAGGACUUUUAAACAAACUUCUUGACUUAGUAGACAAUAGACAACUACACAACUCAUUGACACCCAGUGAUAAUAUUUGGUCACGUGACCAUAGACACAUGCAAGAAGAGCCUAGCUCUGAGAUAUCUGUCAGGUGUGACACUCGUGGGAUGCAAGAAAGAGUACAGGACUCACAUGUGCCAUUAUCUGCAAGGUCAUAUGAACUGUCACCUUCUAGAAAAAGACAGUCUUCUCCAAAGCAAUCACAAAGACCUCUUGCCGACAAGAUAGGUAGAGGAGAUGAAAUUCACACCACAAGGGAAACUCCAACACAUGAUCCCUAUGCUAACCCUACUAAAGUAGUAACUGCUGAUGGCUUAGACCAAGGCUCAGGACUUUUAAACAAACUUCUUGACUUAGUAGACAAGUAUUGGAAUGGAUCAAAAUCACUUCAUCGCCAUUCCAAGUUUCAAAACCUUGCUCAAAAACUUCUCUCUUCUCACUUACCUGCUGCCAUGGACAGCCUACAUGUAACACCAUCGCGUGACAGUAAUAAGCUACAAACAGAACUGGCUGAGAGAACUGCUGAAAUAUCAAGACUCCGUGAUCAAAUGUCACAACAACAAACUGAACUGGAACAAGUUCGUGGCAAAUUAAAAAGUCAUGAGGGCUUAAAGGAUUCACUGGAUGCAGCAUCCCAUGAGUUGGCAACUGUGCGGUCAAGACUGCUGGAAUUUCAGGAAGAAAAUAAUGCAUUGCAAUCUAAAAUAACAUCAUUGGAAGUUGCCUCACAUGGAGCCACAGAACAAGAGAAACUUAUAGGAGAACUUCAACACAGAAAUCUUUCACUCCAAGAACAAGUCAAAUCCCUCAACCAGCAAGUUCAACAACAAAAUGUCAAUUUACAGCAACUUCAAGAGCUCACAAACAUGCUGCAAGAAAGUCACAGAUCCUUAGUUUCCACCAAUGACCAUUUGCUACGAGAACUGGACGAGACAAGACAACGACAUCAGCAUGAAGUACACCAGAUGCACUGGAGCUAUGACAAUCUCAAAAAGACAAUAGACUGGCUACCCAACAGUGCAAACUAAAGCUGUUUACAAUAUUAGUGAUGUGUUAAUAUAGCCAACUGAGAAAACAGAAAUCUUUCUUGAGCAAACCCUCCUUGAGUGGAAACUUCUCUAUAAUAUUAUUGAGGGGGCAAGAAGUAAGGUGCCUUAAGAGACUCAGAGUGAUGUAGUGAUGUAUACAUGUACUAUUGUAUAAUGUUUUGGCACUCUGGCUAUGUGUUUUGAUAUACCUAUACCUUUCAUAUAAAGUCUAACUUUUAAUGAAAGUCUAAAUUAAUUAAUUAUAAUAAAAUGUGAUUGAAAUACAAAGCAAACACGUCUUGUUAUCUGAAAAUACAGUAAUUUAUUCAUUUAGGUUCAAAAACAAAGAUUUAUCAUAUGUAAGUAAUGAAUAAACAUCAAACACACUGUAAUAAAGUCACAUGUUGCUUUGUUGUAUAGUCAUUCUGGAUUUGGCUGAGUUAAUGAGUCUCUACAAUUCUUUUAUCUGUAUUUGAUGUCAUUGAUAUUGUCUGACCACUGGAUGUGUUGAUAUUUGCAGACUGAAGUAAUGGUGUAAAUUUAUUAACAGGGGUUAUCAUUCACAUGUGACCAUCAUAGCAGAAACUCUAGACAGCAGAUUGAAUUUUGAUGGAUGUCAAUUAUUUCUGCCUCUUGUUCUGUAUGCAUAAAAUCUCAAGAAUAUUCAAAUCCUGCCUUCAAAGCUUCAUUUCAUAGCCCCAAGUAACAUUUACCCCAUGUACUCUCAGGUGUUAAGUUUUGCUAACAUCUGAGUACAAAGCACAGUCAGUGUUAGCUCCAUAUACCAGUACAUGAAGUUCAAUAGUGUCAGUUCUUUGUUGUAGGCCUACCUCGAUACGUUACGAAAGGUGCUUUAGAGAGUAGUUUCUAAAAGUACUUCAGAGAGUUUUUCAUAAUUUAAGGAACGGGCUGAGAACCUAAACAAGCAUGUACCUGUACUGUAAGUUGUUUUCGAGAUAAUAAGGAGUUCUUAAAAUCCCAAACCAAACUUUGUACACUAAUAAACAUCCUGUGUAAAUAAAUUAUCCAAACAAGAUAAUUCAUGUGAGUUACAUAAAGUAUUCUUUGAUAUCUGACAAGGAUCAAAGGUUUAUCACAAAUAAUUAUUUUAUCAGGCUAUGUGCCAUUUCUACAUGCAGUCAGGAAUGCACAACUCCUAAUAACAAGGUCCUCAGUCUGAAAAGGUUUUUUAGGUCAAGCUCUUGUUUUCAGUAUCUGCUUGUUAUGAAUCAAAUUUAUUCGAGAGUAAAUUAAUUUAAUUCAAAACCUUUAAAAAAGGAAACUCCGCUACAAUUUAAGUUCUGUUUACUUUAUUCAUUUCAUGUAGAAAUUACAUUUACAAUGACUUCAAACAUCAAAAGCAUCUAACUAAAUCAGUUACAAACUGCUGAACAACUUACAAUUGUUUACAAUAUUAACUCUCUCAUAUUAGUACAUGUAGUUUAAGUGACUUAAACCAAUGCAGGACAACAAUCACUCAAUCACAGUUUGAGUCACUUCACC